UUCAAAAUUUGAGCGUCAACCGGCGCCGCCACGCCUGCCAACCCCAUCCUCUCUCCCGGCUCUUACAUAACCAACAGCUGAUUCCCCGACCUGCCCAACGCCAGCCGCCCAUCGGCCUCCGGCGCCGCCAAGAAUGCCCCGUCCGUCGAGCCGCGCUCAGGCCGCGUUUUCCUCGUCCUCCGGCUGACGUCGCGAUGUUUUAUCGCCGAUUAAAGCGAACGCUGGCAGUCGUGUCCGCGCUGCGUAGCCGCCGCCAUCCGUGCUACCGCUUCUCCGCUUUUUUCGUGUGCACCGCCGCCGGCUUCGACAGCAAAAACCCUGGUGCGGAUCCCGCGGGACGCCGCUCCGCCGAGAUGGAGAAGGAAGAGGCAUUCAAGAUCGAGAUCUCCGACGGACUCCUGCUCUACUACGACAGGUUCUCGUUCUACUCGCAAAAGGUCGUCAUGGCCCUCCACGAAAAGAACCUCCCCUUCGACAGCAAGAUCAUCAACCUCAUCAAAAGUGAGCAAUACCAACCCUGGUUCCUCUACCUGAACCCCCGCGGCGAAGUCCCCGUCCUGCAGGACACCGGCAAGAUCAUCCCCGACUCGGCCCGAAUCAUCGAGUACCUCGAAGACAACUUCAGCAACGGGGACACCCCCAGACUGAUCCCCAUGGACCAAGGCCCCGAGGUCCGUCAGAAGGUCACCCACUUCCGACACGUCCUGCAGAAGGCGCCCCAGGACAUGCUCACCACCGGCGCCAUGCUCAACCAGCACAUGUUGCGCAACCCCAAGACCCCGUUCUUCGCGCCAGUGCGCAAGGCGCUUGCCAACGCGGAGAAGAACGGCGGCAAGAACCUGAGGCAGUACGCCGAGAAGAACCCCGAGCACAAGGAAGUCCUGUUGAAGAAAGCGCAAACUCGAGAGGAGACGUACAAGAAGCUGUGCGUUGAGAAGAACUUCCUGGGGGUGUUGGAGGAAAUGCACGUUAUUCUGGAGGAGGUGGAGGGCGAGCUGGCCAAACACAACGCAGAUUUCAAUAGACGGGAUUGGUGGCUGUGCUCGAGUCGGUUCACUAUCGCGGAUGUCGAGCUGACCAUUUUGCUAGUGAGGAUCAGUCAGCUGGGGCUGGAGCACGUGUUCUGGGAGGCCGGGAAGCGGCCUUACAUUGAGAGAUAUUACGAGAGGGUGAAACUGAGGGAUUCGUUUAAGAAGACGGUUCCGGGGACUUUAGUGUUGUUAAAGACGAUAUUGAUGACACAGGCGCCGAUUAUUAUUGGGGUGGUGGCAGCACUGGCGUUGGUGGUCGGAGGGGCGAUUAUUGCUGCCAAGUUUGCUUAAGUCACCGCGUGGAAGUGAAGUGUGCUUUUAAGUUGAUAGGUGUUAUAUUUUUAUAUUGAUUGAUAGUUGUGGUUCAUUUGUUAUUCUUACUCAGUUGUUGGAAAUUAUAGAAAUUCUCGAA
Molecule: messenger RNA, 1443 nt
Organism: Zophobas morio
Lineage: Eukaryota; Metazoa; Arthropoda; Insecta; Coleoptera; Tenebrionidae
Gene: Gdap1
Product: ganglioside-induced differentiation-associated protein 1
Exons: 4
Coding region: 195-1322 (375 amino acids)
Biological process (GO): mitochondrial fusion; mitochondrial fission
Cellular component (GO): mitochondrial outer membrane
Source: RefSeq, a predicted model, not a curated record